AUGGCUCCUGUCCCUGAAACAGGCUCAAUUGUGCAUGCUAACUCACCCUGCCAAGAUUCGCAGGAAUCUAGCCACGACAAUCCGACACCAAUAGACUCGCGCAAGUCAAUAAGCAUGAUUGAAGCGCUGCCCCUUGAGCUUCUGGAACUAAUUGUUCGAAUUGCUCUGGACCUCGAGGAACAACAGAAACCCACUGGCGCUCCCAAGGUUUGGGAGCCGUAUCCCAUCAAUGACUACUCCAAGGGAAAGCUUCCUCCAGGACGGAUGGACACUGCGCACCAUCACCAUUCAAUCAUCUUUUCACAUGUUCAAUUUUGGAGCUCCAACAACCAGCAAACGGAUUGGCUGCUGGCGUCUUUAGAUAAAGGGAGCCUAUUGCCUAGAUUAAGGCAUGUCGCUAUUAAUCUGGACGGAAACAGUAGUAAUACUUGGGAUGGCAAGGGCCAGACCGAUGGGGAUGAUGGGUGCAGCGAUCAACUCGUGGCAAACGGAUCGGCACUUUUGGAACGUCUCCCUGAUGACCUACUUAGUCUAUCUCUUACGACACAAGAUGACGGGGACUACUCAUCCUACAUUUACUUUGGGAGGAUACAUCCAGCUUUCCAACAAAGUCUGGCGAGGCUCCGCAAUCUCCACCGUCUUGAGCUGGAUUUCUACAACCAGUGGCUUUCUCUUAACUUGUGGUGCGCAAAACCUCCUGUUUCGAUGACCUUUCUUGCCAAGGACGUGGCCCUUCCACCCCCAAUGUUUCCCAACCUCCGGCACCUUUAUCUGACUGGCUGCUUAAGCGGGAGUGUGACCUCAGAAGAUGUCAUAGUCGCAUUUUCUCAGCAGCAGCUACCCUCCCUGCAGUCCCUGGUCAUCGACCGUCUGCUCUAUGAGGACGAGGGACCUCCAGUCUUUGUUCCUGAGGUCAUCAUGCAUAUGAACCCUCUGAGGGAAUUUAGUUGGCUGAAUUACGAUUUUGGGAUAGAGAUCCGGCGCUCUCUGGGUGAUCCACAUGACCUUCCCAUGAGGGGACACCUCGAGGCUCUAAAGGGCCAUCAUGGCGUAACACUGGAGCUGUUAACCCUGAAUUACAACGGGGAAUGGGGGAGACCCGAGUAUGAUUUCACAGAGGACUAUCUGAAAGAAUUCAUCAAAGCAAUACCGACCUUGAACAAGAUCUAUAUCGAUAUCCCAGGUAUUGGGGUUAAGAUAACAGUGGGUCCGUCCACAAUAGAUGACUAG
Molecule: messenger RNA, 1230 nt
Organism: Aspergillus pseudotamarii
Lineage: Eukaryota; Fungi; Ascomycota; Eurotiomycetes; Eurotiales; Aspergillaceae
Exons: 2
Coding region: 1-1230 (409 amino acids)
Source: RefSeq, a predicted model, not a curated record